GAUCUAACAAGACCUGCGUACGCUUUGGACACGAAAGUUCACGAAGUCCUCGACCAGACGCCUGCUACAUGACUAUUCAGAGAUGUCAACCGGGUUGCGGUCGGUGAAGUUUCCGUUUGGCUCCUCGUCUUUCCUUCGGUCUGAUCAAGUUUGUGCUUACUGUUCCAAAGGUAGUGAGGAAAGUUUUCCUAAUCAGUGGAUUCCAUCCUGUCACUGUUGUGAGGAUUUGGGUGCCACAUUACUAAACUGGACCUGGUGCAUUCCCUCUGGUCUCAACGAUGUGUUGCGAUUAUCUGAGGGCAACACAGUGGUAGCGUUUCACCCAUUGGGAAGUCUCGGCACUGCUACCGUCACCGGAUCUAUGGCUCUCUUUGAAACCAUUCACUAUUGGGAGCUUAAGGCUUUAUCUCCUGUUUAUGGAACUGAUGUGACGAUCGGCGUUGGUUUGGCGAAUUCUGAUCUCAUUUAUUCCACCCGAGAGUACUCCUCAACCAUUGGGUCAGAUAACAAUAGCUGGGGUCUGAGUUACCGUGGUUCACUCGUGCAUAACGAUCGGGUAGAGGUGGUGCCUUCUCUUGCCUUUAACCGCGGAUCAAUCGUGGGCUGCUUGUUGGAUUUAUGGCACGGCACGUUACAUUUCUUCGUCGAUGGUCAAACCACUCUGAAUCAGUUCCAGCAUCUCCCGCGUGCUGGCUACUAUCCAUUGGUCUGUUCUACAGCCGCUCUUGUUGGUUUCCGUCUGAUCCGGGCGAUGCAGUUUCCCGUCUCACUGCAAUUUCUCGCUUGUCGUGCUGUCUUCCAGAGUGUGACUUCCGGUGCACUGUCCCACUCCGUCGUCUGUCAGUGUUUGCCUCCGCUGCUUAAGAAACAAGUUAUGACAGAAUUACCUUGGCGUUUAUUUUUCGUCCACUUGGAAACCAUCGCUAUCAAGGAUUCUCGCGAUACUGACGAUCCUGUUUCGAAUCCCUCUGCAAUGCCCAAGCAUUUGUUUGACUCGCUCCCUUCCGAGGAUCCUUUUCUUUGGACCAGUUUCAAUGAACCGGACUCCACUUCAUCUGCGUCAUUUGAUCAAUGCAGUGACAUUUACGCUGAUUGUGAUGACGUUGAGGAGCUCUCGGAAUGA
Messenger RNA from Dicrocoelium dendriticum, 1123 nucleotides. The record is from the annotation of a GenBank genome assembly. NCBI's taxonomy places the organism in Eukaryota, Metazoa, Platyhelminthes, Trematoda, Plagiorchiida, Dicrocoeliidae.